Molecule: messenger RNA, 1740 nt
Organism: Diaporthe amygdali
Lineage: Eukaryota; Fungi; Ascomycota; Sordariomycetes; Diaporthales; Diaporthaceae
Product: beta-glucuronidase
Exons: 6
Coding region: 1-1740 (579 amino acids)
Source: RefSeq, a predicted model, not a curated record
AUGGCUUUACUCUGUAUUGUCGCAUUGAGUUCUCUCGCGCUCGGAGGCCUGACAAGGGACUUGCACACGCGACAGGAGGAUACCAGAAAUGUUCAGCUCAACGUACCCGACUCAGCGCCGAAAGGCCAUCAGAUUGUCGAUGCCAGCUUCCAGUCUUACUCUAUCGAAUUCUCUUAUAUGCUAGAUUUCGCCGGAAAUACAAGCCAUCCAAAUUUGUAUUCCCACCAGAUGCUGAAGAACCUAGGCGAUCUUGCCGGUUCCUAUCCCAUUAUCCGUGCAGGCGGAACAACUCAGAAUCGCGCAACAUAUAUUGCAAACCAGACCGAAGCGUUGAUUGCCAGGUACUCGACGCCAGGUGCUGAUCAGCCCGCAUCGUUGACAGUUGGCCCUGCCUGGUUCGAGUCCUUCCAACAGUUCCCAAAUGGGACGCAGUAUAUUUACGGUCUCAACUUCUUCGACGGCGCAGAAGGCAAGGCGCAGACCGUGCUCCAAGCUGGUGCCGCAUACCACGGAAUUGGAAAGAAUCUCUACGGCUUCGAGAUUGGCAAUGAGGUUAAUGGCUGGCCCGGUAGCAGUCGACGUCCGGCAAAUUAUACGACCCAAUCGUACGUAGACCAAUGGACUGAGUAUGCGGACGCUAUCGGCAAGGAUGCACUUGGGGAAGAUGAUGCAAAGCUUCAGCCUCUGUUCCAAGGCUGUGCUUUUACGGCACCACGUAACAUCCAAUUCGGCAACAACUCAAUCUGGAGCGUUGAGAGUGUGCUUCGACUGGGGUUGGCUCGGUCUGGGAGGCUGAAGACGGUGGCUGAUCACGAUUAUAUGGGAUCCAACUGUGAAGGUACAACUAAGAUUGCUACUAUCAAAGACAACAUUCUCGACCACCACCAUAUGACAUCCCUGAUGUGGUAUCAUGAAUUUAUCGGCAAUUUCAGCGUCUCACAAGGUGUUCCGUAUGUUCUUGGUGAGACGAAUUCUAUCUCUUGUCAAGGCAAAGCUCUAGUCUCGGACGUAUUCGCCGCCGCUCUCUGGGCAGUCGAUUACGUCCUCUAUGUUGCGACACUUCAAGUGUCGCGCUUAUAUUUCCACAUGGGCUCUCCAUAUCGAUAUAGCCCUUGGCAACCAAUUACUAUCAACGGCACAGCGCCUUUUGCAAAACCACUCUACUAUGGCAAUCUACUCACUGCGUCAGCAUUAUCAGGCGGCAAUAAGCAGGUCCAGAUACUAUUGAAUGACACAUAUCUCACAGCUUAUGCCGUCUUCGACGCCGGCAGCAACGGCUCGAGCGCUGGUCGACCUCAGGACACUUCUGCAACACAGCCAACAUUGACAUCCUUGGUUCUUGUUAACCUCAAUGUCUAUAACUCGACUUUCACAACACCACGGCCAUAUACAACUUUCGACUUUACACUCCCGGUCGAUGCUAGUAAUAGCUCCGCUGCAUCUUCCGACGUCCAAGCUCUUCGCCUUACAGCUCCGGGCGUCGAAAUCGCAAGCAAUGUCACAUUUGCAGGUCAAUACGUUGACAAUGCUUCUGGCGUGAUAGCUGGGGAGAAAAUUGUGGAAAAGGUCGAGGACUUGGGUGAUGGAAGGGGAAGAGUCAGGCCUGGCCAUCCCACGGCCAGCACACCUGGUGGCGUGUUCACCACGGCCCUGCCAGAGCCAUAUUGCCACGUCAAUGUCAAAACCAAUGGCGCGGACUCCAGCGGCUCGACAACCACCUCACUCGCUCAGCAGACAUGA